AUGGUUCACGCCUUGAGAAAUAAGCCGAGCGAAAGAAAUAAGAGGAUGGCCAUCAAGACGGAUAUGAGUAAGGCGUAUGACAGAAUGGAAUGGUCAUUUAUUGAAGCAGUUAUGCGCAAGAUGGGAUUCUCUGAAAUCUGGAUUAACUGGAUAAUGAGGUGUAUUACUUCGGUAAAAUACAAGGUACUCAUGAAUGGCCAACCAAGGGAAAAUAAUGUCCCAGAGAGAGGACUACGUCAAGGAGAUCCUCUGUCUCCUUUCAUCUUUAUUCUGUGCACAGAAGCGCUCGUUAGCCUUCUUAAUCAUGCAGAGAACCAAGGAAAGAUAACAGGGAUGGAAGUGAUGAAAGUAGUCAGGAGAUAUGGGAAAGCAUCAGGACAAUGCAUUAACUUUGACAAAUCCUCUUUACUCUUUGGUAAACGGAUCAACGCCAAUGUCAGACAGCAGAUUAAAGACAUUCAGAAUUUCAGAAUGAAGGAGGAAUGA
Brassica napus (rape) is the source of this 486-nucleotide messenger RNA. Its product is annotated as secreted RxLR effector protein 78-like. The record is from RefSeq and is a predicted model, not a curated record. The coding region runs from base 1 to 486 and encodes 161 amino acids. The transcript has 2 exons. NCBI's taxonomy places the organism in Eukaryota, Viridiplantae, Streptophyta, Magnoliopsida, Brassicales, Brassicaceae.